Messenger RNA from Ixodes scapularis (black-legged tick), 4335 nucleotides. RefSeq names its product putative phosphoenolpyruvate synthase. Gene Ontology annotation, molecular function: ATP binding; kinase activity. The coding region runs from base 315 to 4256 and encodes 1313 amino acids. Lineage: Eukaryota; Metazoa; Arthropoda; Arachnida; Ixodida; Ixodidae. The transcript is spliced from 40 exons. The record is from RefSeq and is a predicted model, not a curated record. Gene Ontology annotation, biological process: phosphorylation.
CGUGUCCGCUAUCCCGUUCUGCGGAGCGAGAUCGGCACGGGCGGGCAGCCACCGCCCCCUCGUCACGCGACCUCCAGGCCGGCAUAGCGGGCCGGUCCAUCCCGGCCUCGUCCCGUGGACUACGUAGUCGAGCACGUCGCAGCGACGCCCGUGCUUGGGGAGUUGCUAACGUCCUCCAGCUACUUCUCUCUCUCUCCAGUAGUGCCGUCAACCAUACUACAGAGAGGUUGCUCUUCGUUUCGCGGAGCUGUGGAGGCGACUUGACGCUCGACAACUUGUUGCGGAGUGUUGUGUGGCCACGCGUCUACGGGGUCAUGGAACUCGGGACGUUGAGGCACCACGUGGUGCAUUUCUUCUGCUCUCUGGUGAGCGCCCUGGUUGCUUUCUGCGAGACGCUGCUGCGAGGAUGUGGUGCCGUGCAGGAGACCGGGUCCUCGUUCUUGCUGAAGAAGGCCGUGUCCCAAGGGAUCUCGGCGUGGCGCUCGUGCUCCAAGAACCGUCGUCUAGACCUGUACGACCUGAAUGCCCUGGACGACCCUUUCAAGAACGGCUACAUCUUCCCAGAAAUCGAGUGGGAGCUGGAGGCGCCGCAGCCAGAACACAGGAUCCGAGAGCACGUGGACGAGUUCCUCUGCUGGGGCUGCAAUUCUUCGGGCGAGAGUCUCCUAGUCUGGGUCGCCAGGGAGCCCGGAGGAGCGGUCAGGGCCUGCUUCAGGCUCAGGGACGCCGAUGGCCGGACGUGGGGCCUGACCAGGGCUGCGUUCGCCGACGGUUCGAACCAGGAGUCGCGGCGCUUCUCGGCGGGGAGGCUCCACCUGACCUGCCUGCAGCCAAUGCGAAAGUGGAGGAUUGCCUUCAACGGGCACUUGAGAGAGAAGACCGUUGAUGGAACCGGAGAAACACAGCACGUCGAGCUUCGAAUGUUCGUCAACGCCAUUACCGAAGUGUACGACCACGACAGCGACACCAGUGCAGAAGCCCGCGCCCUGUUUCUGGCCCAGGGCUCCUGGGGAGGACUUGCUGGAGACAUGCCGAGACACGAUGCGUACGAGCAGCCGGUCAACAUGUUUGGCACGCUUUCCGUGGCCAGCGAAGCCUCACCUUCAAGGGAAUUGCGGCUGUGGGGUCUCCGCCAGCGGAUGCGAGGGCGACGAAAUGAAGUUGGUUCUAGGACAAGCCACUACCUCGGAACUUUGGAGAGCCGGAUAGUUUUUCAUGUGUCUUCGGAGAACGUGAACGGCGCCACACUUAAGCGAGGUUUUGUGAUGGCACCAAACCUGUUCCUGCAUGCGGUAGACCUCUGGAAGAAAACAGAAGAGGACGGGCACGCUUCAGGUCUGCAUAUGGAAACAGUGCACCGAGUGUACGACGUUCGCACGGAGCGUCUGAAUGGCGAAACUGGGCUCGAAAUCGCCGACGAAGACAGCUGUUUGGAGGUCGUAGAGCCGCUUAGGAUAUCCACGGACACGAGUCGGGGACAAGCGGUUCAGCUUGUGUUUCACAGGAAACCUCUUACCUGGAAGCCGCAGACAAUUAUCAGAAUACCAGAAAGCAAAAAAGAAUCCGAGCAAAAGCGUGUCGUAUGUCUCGGAGAUGGAGCAGCUUGGGACAGCCGAGUCUGCGGCGGGAAAGCUUCCUCGUUGGCUGCUCUGGCCGCAAUGGCCCCUCUGUCCCGCGAAAAGUUCAAUGUUCCCGGCGCUGUGGUGCUAACUACCCGUGCCUAUGCGGACUUCCGGGCGCACAACAAACUUGACGAGUGUCUUGCAGAACUGGCUACUUACCCCAAGUUGAACGGAGAUCAACGGAAGGCUCUUGCGUCAAGGUUGUGCGAAGCCGUUGAGCGCGCGAAAACGCCAGUGAAUUUAGUGGCCGACCUGGAAGCUCAGCUGCGAAGAUCUAUUGGCGAUAAUUUCGUUCAUCGUUCUUAUGCCGUGCGCUCUUCAGCAGUGGGGGAGGACUCCGAAGAGAUGUCCUGUGCUGGUCAGAUGGAGACCUUCCUUAACGUGAGAGGACUUCAAGAGGCGUCGCUCUGCGCGGUAAAGUGCUGGGCGUCGCAGUUCCGUCACCCUGCUCUUGAAUACAAGUGGCAACACGGGCAGGAACUGGAGGCACCCAUGGCGGUUCUCAUCCAAGAGAUGGCUCAGGCGGACGUCGCCGGAGUCCUCUUCACAUGCGACCCGGUCAGUGGAGACCCCAGUCGCCUGGUCAUCAACGCAAACUACGGGCUUGGAGAGUCCGUCGUGUCAUCGCUUGCCGAACCAGACACAGUGACCCUGGGGCGUUCAGAGGAUGGUCAGCUUACACUUCUCGAGAAGCACCUAGGAAAAAAACAGAUGCAAGUUCGAGCUGCAGCGCAUGGUACAGAGGUCCAGCAAGCCAAAAACACGGAUGAGUGCUGUCUCUCUGACGAAGAAGCUCUUGCCUUGGGCAGGGCUGCCUUGGAGGUCGAGCGGUUACACCCAGGGACACCAGAUCUCGAUUUGGAGUGGGCCAUCGUGGAAGGAGAGCUCUACUUGCUUCAGGCACGUCCAAUCACAUCGCUCCAUCGUCAGACAGACUUCGAAGUGGAGCACAACCUGGACAACGGAUUGUCUUCGGAGGAUGAGUUUUACACCAGGGCAAACGUAGGGGAGGUGCUCCCAGGGGCCAUAAGCGCUUUGGGGUUGGAGCUCUUCUUGCAUUCCUUCAACAUUGUUUUCAUGGAGCGUGUCCGUAAAGCCAGGAUCUCAACGCUCUGUCCCAAGUCCGUGUACUUCAGGCCUUCCAGCGUCAUCGUCAGCAGGAAUUACAUGAUGAGCCUCAUCGACGGCAUGUUCCAGCAUUCAGAGAAAAAGGACCUUCUCACCAAAGGGCUGUUUUUUGGAACGCUGGGACGGUGUUUUGAAUCCGACGACGUUGUCGCCAAAUUCCUUGAGAGGCACGGACGCCCACUGAGAACGGAUCCCCUACGACGUGUGAUCUUUCUCGUCUGGGCCCAGCUUAAAAAGGGGGAUUACAUGAAGGUCGCUCAGGAGUCCAUAAAGAACUUCGAGAUUCCUUUGAAGGAGGAACAUACUGCGCAGGAGAUGUAUGACAUCAUUUCACGGACAUUUGUGCUCCCACCCGAGGUCAUCCUGAACCUUUUGAUUUGCUCGAUGUUGUCUUCCUUCUACAAUCUAAUGGUCCUGCUGACCAUCGGAAGUUUUCACGGAGACCUUACGCCCGAAGUGUUCGCCGAUGUGGCUACACUUCUGUCCAAGUGCGAACAAGUAGAGAGCGCCGAAGUUCCGUCCAGGCUAAAGGAACUCUCCAGUGUCCUGCGAAAAUUCCGACCAGACUUUGGAAAGCUAAGCAUUCAGGAUGCCCGUGCCUACCUAGAAAAGAGCGAAGAGGAACCCAGCCGGCUGUACCGAGACCUUAUCAAGAACCACGGCCACAGGUCCAUCAAAGAGUUUGAUGUGCUGACCCUGACGUGGGAGCUGGAUCCUGAGCCCUUGAUCAAGAUCUUACAGGACGGAGCUUCGAGGGAGGAGACUACGACGAAGGAGUCAGCUCCUGCUGAGUUGAUUACGCCACUUAACUUCUGGAGAAGACAUGCCUUGCGGAUCUUGGUGCCGCAAACGAAGCGCGCCGUGGCAAACCGAGAGGGCGGCAAGGCAUUGGUCGUUCGGAGCAUCCACAUCUUUCGGCUAGCGCUCAGAAAGCUUGGUCGCAAGAUGGUAGAAGAAGGCCGUCUUCCGGACCCCGAUUUGGUCUUUCAACUGGAAAUGGACGAACUACACCGGCUACUAAAGACGCGAUCACCAGCGCUCGUCCUUAGGGCCAUUCGUAGGCAUCGGAUACACCCGACUUUAAAUCGACUUCGGUUCCCGGACAUUGUGCGCGGAAUCCCACGUCCCGUGACCCGAGUAGACAGAGCAAAGAAUGGCAGCGUGGUCGGCGAUGUCAGUGUCAAAGGAACCCCGGUGAGCCGAGGCAGUGUCACAGCCCCGGCCAGAGUUGUGAAGACACUAGACGCCGCAGGAAGUAUUGAGCCCGGGGAUAUCCUGAUAACCAACGCGACUGACAUCGGCUGGAGUCCCUACUUCCCCCUGCUGGCUGGCAUCGUCACCGAAAUCGGGGGACUGCUCUCGCACGGUGCUGUGAUUGCGAGAGAGUACGGCCUGCCUUGCAUUGUUGGAGUCGAAAACGCCACAGACAUCUUUGUGUCAGGGGACACCAUUCUUCUGGACGCCACUCGAGGUACCGUGGGAACUGUCAAGACGGACGCCUCCUGAGUCAUCGAGAUGUGUAGGCAGCAUUAGAGAACAUGGAAGAAAAUAAACUUGCUCAAAAUAAAGAUUUUUCUAUCAGAAA